UGGGCUCAAAGGAGCGUCUGGUGAUUUCAGUGAGCGUCGGCUUUGCAAUCCAGCGAUGAAUAUUCGGGCAGUUUUGCUUCUUGCCAUUGGUGUCUUCCAUGCGCAUGGACACCGAAUCGUCUGCCUGCACCACGUUGCCGUUUGGUGUGAAAAUCGGCAAGUGCUGCACACCGCGCUGCAACGGACGUGACGGACACAAGGAGCGUACGCGCUUGCAGGGUGCUAUCCUCUCCAAUUGCGAGAUGGUCAUAGAAGGACCCUUCAAGGUGAAAAACGCCAUUGGCAAGUACUUUGAGCCAGACUCCGAAUGGAUGAACAGCUAUGUGUGGAAGCAACGCGACGGAGGUGCAUUGCCCAAAUUUCCAGAGUCGGACUACAUUUGCCACGAGCGUUGCAAUGCAAAAUGGCCCGAGACCACCCUGCGCAACUACAGCCAGAGGUUGCCGCUGAUCGAUGUCUAUCGUUCCGGAGGAGUUGAUACGGAGGAUGACAAUGAAACUUGGCAAAGGUUGGAUCUUGAGCCAGGUACCGGGCUACCAGCAAAAUGGAUCAAUAUGGGAUUGACCAUGUCAACAUGUAAAUAUGGGGGUUUUCAUAGAUGGGGAAUCCCCAAAAUGGAUCAGAAUGGGUGGUUUGUCAUGGAAAAUCCAUCUAUAAAUGGAUGA
Messenger RNA from Cladocopium goreaui, 665 nucleotides. The record is from the annotation of a GenBank genome assembly. NCBI's taxonomy places the organism in Eukaryota, Dinophyceae, Suessiales, Symbiodiniaceae.